Molecule: messenger RNA, 968 nt
Organism: Vicugna pacos (alpaca)
Lineage: Eukaryota; Metazoa; Chordata; Mammalia; Artiodactyla; Camelidae
Gene: SNRPD3
Product: small nuclear ribonucleoprotein D3 polypeptide
Biological process (GO): spliceosomal snRNP assembly; RNA processing
Cellular component (GO): spliceosomal complex
Molecular function (GO): RNA binding
Source: RefSeq, a predicted model, not a curated record
AGGGGAGGUCCUGGCCCUCGGUCCCACCACCUGCCGCCACUGAGCCCCGCCGGGCGGUCCAGCCCGUCUCUGGUGUCGGGUGCUUGGAAGCGCGAGCCCCACUUUGCCCUUGCCGGCCCGAGGGUCGGUGUUUCCGGCGGCACCUGGGUCCCGUCAUCAGCUCUCUUCCGGGGCCGGAACUAUUGUACCAGAGCCUAAGUUUCCCAGCCGGCGGGGUGAAGAGGAAGCGGAGGCGAGACCAAGCUCGCCACUGCGAAAAGGAAGAGGGGGCAGGCCCUGCGCAAGGCACUUUGGGAACGCGUGGUAUUCUGGGAGCGCGGGCCCGCCAUUCGCUCGCCUCACGCUUUCGUGGUCGCCAGUCUCCGCAGCACCAGAAAGGAAGAGACCGGAGCCGGACUCUCUUCCUGCCAAGAUGUCUAUUGGCGUGCCGAUUAAAGUCCUGCAUGAAGCAGAGGGUCACAUCGUGACUUGUGAGACAAACACCGGUGAGGUGUAUCGAGGGAAGCUCAUCGAAGCUGAGGACAACAUGAACUGCCAGAUGUCCAACAUCACAGUCACCUACAGAGAUGGCCGUGUGGCGCAGCUGGAGCAGGUGUACAUCCGCGGCAGCAAGAUCCGCUUUCUGAUUUUGCCUGACAUGCUGAAAAACGCACCCAUGUUGAAGAGUAUGAAAAACAAAAACCAAGGCUCAGGGGCUGGUCGGGGAAAAGCUGCUAUUCUGAAGGCCCAAGUGGCCGCAAGAGGGAGAGGACGUGGAAUGGGACGUGGAAACAUCUUCCAGAAGCGAAGAUGAAUUUAUCUGUUGGACAGAACUUUGCCCUUAUUUUUUCUUUAAGGUUGUCUGGGUUUGGGGGGUGCACACCUGUGUAUAUGUCCUAGGUUAUCUUUUGACAUCAUUUUCUUUAGAUCAGGGGAAAUGUUAAACUAAAUAAAUAAGGUGAUGGUUGUUGUUUUUUUUUUCUUUUUGA